GACCUCAAGAGCACGCUGGUGUUCGCCGCCUUCACCUACGGCUUCUCGCCGGUGCUGAAGACGCUGACCGAGUCCAUCAGCACGGACACCAUCUAUGCCAUGUCGGCCCUCAUGCUCCUGGGUCACCUCAUCUUCUUCGACUACGGCGCCAACGCCGCCAUCGUGUCCAGCACGCUGUCCCUCAACAUGGCCAUCUUCGCCUCGGUGUGCCUGGCCUCGCGCCUGCCUCGCUCCCUCCACGCCUUCGUCAUGGUCACCUUCGCCAUGCAGAUGUUCGCCCUGUGGCCCAUGCUGCAGAAGAAGCUGAAGGCCCGGACGCCCCGGUGCUACGUGGGGGUGACGGUGCUCUUCGCGCUGGCCGCGCUGGCAGGGCUGGCCACCGUGUCCAGCGUGGGCGCCGUGCUCUUCGCCUCCCUGCUCCUCGCCAUCUCCUGCCUCUGUCCCUACUGCCUCAUCCGCCUCCAGCUGCUCAAGGACAACAUCCACGGGCCGUGGGACGAGGCUGAGAUCAAGGAGGACCUUUCCAGGUUCCUCAUGUAGGCCCAGCCCAGCGGGAGCCUCUGCUGUGAGCAGCGCAGAGGUCCUGGCUGGGGGUCAGCCCUGUGGGGGAGGACACCUGAGCCAAUAAAGUCUCUCACAGCAGCAAGAACA
Messenger RNA from Cyanistes caeruleus (blue tit), 651 nucleotides. The record is from RefSeq and is a predicted model, not a curated record. Lineage: Eukaryota; Metazoa; Chordata; Aves; Passeriformes; Paridae.